Nyctereutes procyonoides (raccoon dog) is the source of this 423-nucleotide messenger RNA. Its product is annotated as 60S ribosome subunit biogenesis protein NIP7 homolog. Gene Ontology annotation, molecular function: RNA binding. Gene Ontology annotation, biological process: ribosome assembly. Gene Ontology annotation, cellular component: nucleus. The record is from RefSeq and is a predicted model, not a curated record. The coding region runs from base 1 to 423 and encodes 140 amino acids. Lineage: Eukaryota; Metazoa; Chordata; Mammalia; Carnivora; Canidae. The transcript has a single exon.
AUGGCGAAAUACGUCGGCGAGAAUCUUCAGCGGCUGGUGGACAGGCCGGACGGCACUUCCUGUUUCAGGCUGCACAACGACCGGGUGUACUACGUGAGCGAGAAGAUCCUGAAGUUGGCCGCCAGCAUCUCUGGGGACAAGCCGGUGUCGCUGGGGACCUGCUUCAGGAAAUUCACCAAGAGUCACAGAUUCCGGUUACACAUCACAGCUCUGGAUUACCUCGCACCCUAUGCCAAGUAUAGAGUGUGGAUAAAGCCUGGAGCAGAGCAGUCUUUCCUGUAUGGGAACCAUGUGUUGAAAUCGGGACUGGGUCCAAUCACUGAAAAUACUUGCCAGUACCAGGGAGUGGUGGUGUACUCCAUGGCAGACGUCCCUUUGGGUUUUGGGGUGGCAGCAAAGUCUACACAGGCUGCGGGAAAGUAG